Messenger RNA from Gekko japonicus, 3006 nucleotides. RefSeq lists its product as uncharacterized. Lineage: Eukaryota; Metazoa; Chordata; Lepidosauria; Squamata; Gekkonidae. The coding region runs from base 402 to 1277 and encodes 291 amino acids. The transcript is spliced from 2 exons. The record is from RefSeq and is a predicted model, not a curated record.
UUGGCUGCCAUUACACUUUUUUUCUCAUACAUUUAGCCAAUCAUAUUCCUACAAGGAGAAAUACGGGGAUUAGCAUGGCGACGUAGUAAACCACGGCUUUCAGACCGGCUGUCAUGCGGUUUUCUCUCGUACUCCCAGUCUCGUUGGUCAGGCAGACCCCGGAAAGAACUGAUCCUCCCGCUGUGGAGUUUGCUGUUUGGAAGCGUUUCCGCCCAAGAGACAGAUAACGUCUCAUUAUGACCGUUGUGGCUCAGCGACCAAUCAGCUGUGAGCUAAGAACCAGUCGGUUCCGCCAAACUGGGAAUGUGACAGACUCAGCCCCUAUGGAAUCAGGUCCCCUUCCUGUAGCCUAAAGAUUUUCGUCCAGCGCUUUUGAAGUAAAGUGAAUCUGGAAAGAAACAAUGGCAGCUUUGGAUACUAAAGCAAAAGCAAAGAAAACUCUGGGAACUGUUGAUUAUGUGGAGUCAUCGGAAUUUGCACAAGGAAUUCUGCCUACAAAGAAGGAUGUCAUCCAAAAUAUGUUAUAUCUGUUGCACCCAAAAAGGGCUGGGCAGGCCCAGAGAUCCAAAGAAGAUGCUGCCCAAUUGCUUGCUGAACUUUUGCAGGAACACUGGUUAUUUUGCAAUUUGUAUACCAUAGCAACACAUAGCAUAAAAAAUCAUAUUCUUAAGGUAUAUGAGGAAUUCUCCAAGUUGUAUCAGUCCAGAAAGCGAAGAAAAAAUGAGCUGUUUACACAGAAAGCUGAUGACUUCAACAGGAGUUCAGAACAGCUUUUUGAUAUAUUUUGUACAGAUACAGUUACAAGAGAGAAACUGGAACAAUACAGUGGUGUGAAGAUGACAGACACUGAGUGGAAAUUUCUUGAAGAUCAAAGAAGUGAAAGAAAAAUGUAUUUUGAGGACUUCAUGGACAAGAAGCAAAUGGAAACAUUGGAAAGACGAAGAAAAGUGCAGUCACUGGAGCGUUUCAGGAAGAUUGCCGAAGAAGAGAAAGAAACUUGUAAGCGUAAAGGCAUGGUUUCCAAUAGAGAUGAACAGCCAGAUGAAGAAGUCAGUGAUAGGAAUAAAGAUGACUCUUGUCUUGAACGCAGCAAGGGAGUUGCAGACUUUUCACAUAAGGCAAAAAGGAAGCGCAUAUCUUCUGGCUGGAUUACUGGGACUGCAACUUCAACUAGCUAUGGCGAGACAGUUCCUCAUGAAUGUCAGCAUAUACGUAUGAGCAUCAGAAAAGUCAGACCAGGGUUCUAUGAGACUUUUGACAAAUAUGAAAACUGCUAAAUUCAAAUGUGAAUGGCUAGAGGAGGUUGCUUCUGUUGAAGUUGAAAAGAGUUUGGAGAGGUCUUAAAGUAACCUGAUCAAUUGGAAGUUGAUGUAGAUAUUCUGUUGGGCUCCAUAAAUGUACAGCAACAACACCAAAGCAAUGACAUUAGUAGAACAUGGCUUUUAGCUUACUGAGAAGGUUAAGAUGUGAUUUGUUUAGGCCUGUAUCAAUAUCUUCACAGCUUAAAAGUGCUAGAUAUUAAAAGGCUGUAGCGUAGCAGAGGAAGGCAGAAGAACUAGUUUGGAAAUGUACAUUAAUAAGUUAAUUUACAUGAGGUUAAUUUAACCACAGGAUCAAGCUAUCUGGAAAGAUGAGGCAUUCUCAAUUACUUGCAGCCCUGAUGUUGGGCUGGAUGCCUCUAAAAAUCCUUUUUACCCAGGUGUAGUAUAGAAGCCUGCUAAAGGAGAAAAUGCAGUUUCAUCUGCAAAACAGUAGUCAUGACCAUUCCAUCCUCAGUGUCUCCAAGACUGGAAGGCUGUGAUCAACUCAUAAAAAAUGGUAAUCAAUCAGAUGGUUACUAAAAGAAGAAUGUUAUCUUGGAGUUUUGUGGCAUAAUGCAGGAUCUUUUUGAGGCUCAAAGUAAACCGCUGACUCUCUAGGUGUUCCAGUAGAGCGCCCCCCCCCCCCAUUGUGAAAGUGUAAUUGGUCCUGUAAUCCAGAAGUGCUCUAGUUUCCUGGGGAAACGCCCUCAAUCCAUGUGUGAUUUUAAGAAACUGAGCAUCUACAGUUUACAGUUCUGUGAGAUUUGAAGGGGUUUGGCACCUUUCAAGACCAGGUGUUUACAGGAGGAGAUAAAUUGAUUGCUUGGUCUGCCCUUGCAAGUACCUAUUUCAUAAGAGACUUGUGAAGUUCUGAGAAAUUGGUUUGCGUGGAAAGAAAAGAAAGAUCAGGAAAUGUACACAAUGGCUUUAGAUAUAAAUGUGGUGACAACUAUCUGUUUAUUUUCUGCAUUCUUAGCAAUUAAAUAUCAUUGGUGGUGAGAAGGAUUGUGAUGAAGUAGAAUUUGUAAGACACAUGAGACUUUAAUAUGUAUAAGAAAUGGAACAUAACAUGGAAUGGGAGUGCAUAAAGACUAUGAAUUCCAAAUGUAGCAGUAAUACAAUUGUAAUAUCCAUUGAACCAGAAGCUUAUUAUUUUUAAAGCCUAGGAAGAGAUUAUAGUAGUAUGUUGUAUACAUUUUUGUUUCCAGUUCAACACUAAGCAAAAGUCCUGUUUUCUUGCCUUCUGGUCCCUUUUUUGAUAGAUAAGGCAGGUCGAGAUCCAAACUUACUAUAUGCAUGGUGGUAUGUGCUCCGUUACAUGAUCUGGUGGCUGACUUGGGCAAAAACACCCAUGCAUAUGUCCCAUUUGUGUAAUCUUACUUCAAACAAAAAAGAAAAGAAAGGAUCUGAGAAAUUCAGCAGUAUGCAUAUCCUCCAUAAAUACAGUUUUUUAUAGGUAAAUAUUUCUGAUGUACAGUAAGAUGUACAAUAUUGUCAGAGUGGAAAUUUAUGGAACCACGCUUCACAGAUGUAUGUAUAUCACUUGAUGGUUCUCAGAUGGAUAUGAACUGUCUAUUAAAAAUGUGUUUGAGUUGACAUUAGGUGAUGUGAAAGUUCCAUUUAUGGUGGUUAAUGGUUCAUUCAUGCCUGUAUGUCCCCAUUUGAUGCUAUAAUGAAUGUGUGAUAAAUGUGCGUCCAUGAACAG